Diceros bicornis minor is the source of this 2143-nucleotide messenger RNA. It is a transcript of the gene MIOX, whose product is annotated as myo-inositol oxygenase. Bases 94 to 1005 code for a protein of 303 amino acids. Gene Ontology annotation, cellular component: cytoplasm. Gene Ontology annotation, biological process: inositol catabolic process. The transcript has 10 exons. The record is from RefSeq and is a predicted model, not a curated record. Lineage: Eukaryota; Metazoa; Chordata; Mammalia; Perissodactyla; Rhinocerotidae. Gene Ontology annotation, molecular function: iron ion binding; inositol oxygenase activity.
AGGCCAGGAGGAGGGUGGAUGGUCACUCAUUACUGAGGGCCGAGGCCAAGGGGCUGGGUGGUAUCUGGUCACUUAUGUAACCUGUGGGCAUAUAUGGGCACACGGGCCCAUGGGACUUGCCUACCUGCCAGCUCUGCUCCUCUCAGGAUGAAGGUGGUUGUGGGCCCAGACCCAUCCCUGGUCUACCGGCCUGAUAUGGAUCCAGAGACAGCCAAAGACAAGGGCAGCUUCCGAAACUACACCUCCAGCCCGCUCCUGGACCGUGUCUACGCCACCUACAAGCUCAUGCAUACAUGGCAGACUGUGGACUUUGUCAGGAAGAAGCACGCCCAGUUCGGGGGCUUCUCCUACAAGAAAAUGACUAUCUUGGAGGCUGUGGACAUGCUGGACAGGCUGGUGGAUGAGUCGGACCCAGACGUGGACUUCCCCAACUCCUUCCAUGCCUUCCAGACGGCUGAGGGCAUCCGGAAGGCCCACCCUGACAAGGACUGGUUCCACCUCGUCGGGCUCCUGCACGACCUGGGGAAGGUCCUGGUUCUGGCAGGGGAGCCCCAGUGGGCGGUCGUUGGAGACACCUUCCCAGUUGGCUGCCGUCCCCAGGCCUCUGUGGUUUUCCGUGACUCCACCUUCCAGGACAACCCCGACCUCCAGGAUCCUCGAUACAGCACAGAGCUCGGCAUGUAUCAACCCCAUUGCGGACUCCAGAACGUCCUCAUGUCCUGGGGCCAUGACGAGUACAUGUACCAGGUGAUGAAGUUCAACAAAUUCUCCCUCCCCCCGGAGGCCUUCUACAUGGUCCGGUUCCACUCUUUCUACCCGUGGCACACGGGCGGCGACUACCGGCAGCUGUGCAACGAGCAGGACCUGGCCAUGCUGCCCUGGGUGCAGGAGUUCAACAAGUUUGACCUCUACACCAAGUGUCCUGACCUGCCAGACGUGGACAAGCUGCGGCCCUACUACCAGGGGCUCAUCGACAAGUACUGCCCCGGCAUCCUGAGCUGGUGACUGGCCUGCCCACCCCGCCCAUGCCUGGCCGGGUGCCCCAUGGUGACAGCCACUGUCAGACACAGUGAUGACCCGCCCCGGCCUCCCUGGAGCACCCCACACACCCACCUACAGUCAGCACUCCCCUCCCUGGUAGCCCCUCUGUCCAGUGGCAAUAAAGACCUGCAGCAGCUUGUGAGUCUGACCCUCACUGAGGCCGCGGCGUGGUGUGGCAGCCAGCAGGGCACACGUGCAGGGAGGAGGCAAGCCGUGGCCUCCUGGACACAUGUGUCCCGCCGUACCUGCCACCAUAAACAUCACCGGAGCCCAGCUCCAGUGUCAGAACCUGGGGUCGCCCUACUCACCCCCACAUUCUCACAGCCGUCUCCAAGUCCUCUGAGCUCGGUCUCCUUAAAAAAACAGAACAAAGCACCUGAUAGCCAGAAGAAUGCACGCACUACAGAAAACAACACCGUAAGACAAAUGCACGGGGUAAUUACUGUGAACAUGACCCUGGAACAAACACCCCAGUGCCCGCCCCGUGCCCCGAGGUGCGGCCCCUGUCUUGGCCCGGCAAACCACCUCCUUUUCUGUGGGGUUUUGUUCCCCGAGUGUGUGUCCCUCAGUGCUAUGGCUCAGUGCUGGCUUCGCUAUAUCUUCUGGCGGUUUAUUUCUUUGAAAAAAGUGAAUCAUUUGUCUCAGGGAAUUUCCUGCUGUCAGGAUUUUGCAGAUUGCAUCCCCAUGGAAUCUACUAAUAUUUUUCUUGAUAUUUCCUGUUAAUUGGCAAAUGAAUUUAGAGCCUUAAUCAGAUUCAGGUUUGCAGGCAAGAGUGCUUCAGAGGUGGGAGCGUAUUCUCUAUCAGGAGGCACAGGCUUGUCUGUUGUCGGAAGCCACCGUGUUCAGGUUCAUCUAAGAACAUUCUUACCCGUGAGAAGGCAGAACAGCAAUGCCGCAGCUCCAUGCCGCCUUCUUCACUCACCUGAUGGAACUCGGUGGGAAAGAGCAGCUUCCUCCAGGGCUAUUUGGUUACUGUUUAUGGAGGAAAGGCAAGUAAACGUUCCAGUCUUUCUCUUAAUUUACCAAUUUGCAAGAGGUGGUUCCCUAGCAUCCUUCAAAGGUGAUCAAUGUGUCUGUUUUUGUAUUAAGAAUGUAUAGAUUU